Messenger RNA from Pseudopodoces humilis (Tibetan ground-tit), 4735 nucleotides. It is a transcript of the gene SGCG, whose product is annotated as sarcoglycan gamma. The record is from RefSeq and is a predicted model, not a curated record. NCBI's taxonomy places the organism in Eukaryota, Metazoa, Chordata, Aves, Passeriformes, Paridae. Gene Ontology annotation, biological process: heart contraction; cardiac muscle tissue development. Gene Ontology annotation, cellular component: sarcolemma; sarcoglycan complex.
CCUUCUCCCUGCCGCGCCGGCGAGACCGCGAGAGCGGCGCCCGCCCCGCCAGGGCGAGGGAAGGAGGCGCAGCCCGCGGGCAGGAAGCUGGAUGAGGACGAGUGUGCGGGCAAGGCAGCCCCUCGGGCAUGAAGGGGACCGCGGGGACGCUGCCGUGCCCUGCAGCCGAGCGGGGACGCCAGGAAGACAGCUGCCUUCAGAUGGUACAGAACUCACUGACAGUUGCUCUUGCCUCAGUCCUGCUUCAUGAGAACUUCAGAAGUUACUAACUGAGUGAUAUUUGGCCAGACCUAAAAUAUCUUCCACUCCAGAUCUGAAAGUAGUGGAAAAGUUAGACAAUUCUCUCUUGGAAAGAGACCGAUUGUAGUUUAUUCACAAGUCCACAUUGUUUCAAAUCUCCAAGCAGAUGGUACGUGAACAAUAUACAACAACAACACCAGGCACGAGCCUAGAGAGGCCGAAGAAUGAAUAUAUCUACAAAAUUGGAAUUUAUGGCUGGAGAAAGCGUUGUCUCUACCUAUUUGUUCUCCUCCUGCUUAUCAUCCUAGUUGUGAAUUUUUCUUUGACAAUUUGGAUUCUUAAAGUGAUGUGGUUUUCCCCAACUGGAAUGGGACACCUGCGUGUUACAAAAGAAGGCCUUCGACUGGAAGGGGAAUCUGAAUUCUUAUUCCCUCUUUAUGCCAAAGAAAUCCAUUCGAGAGUGGACUCAUCACUGCUUCUCCAGUCUACUCACAAUGUGACUGUGAAUGCUCGCAAUUCAAAUGGAGAAGUCACAGGCAGGCUAAAUGUGGGUCCUAAAAUGGUAGAAUUCCACAGUCAGCAAUUUCAGAUCAACUCAAAGGAUGGAAAGCCACUUUUCACAGUGGAUGAAAAUGAAAUUGUAAUUGGCACAGAUAAGCUUCGAGUCACAGGGCCUGAAGGAGCACUUUUUGAACAUUCUGUAGAAACACCACUUGUGAAAGCAGAAGCUUUUAAACAGCUUAGGCUGGAAUCACCAACUCGAUCUUUGAGCAUGGAUGCACCACGAGGAAUUAAUAUCAAAGCACAAGCUGGGAAUAUUGAAGCUCUUUCCCAGAUGGAUAUCAAACUACACAGCAGUGAUGGCGUGCUUUUGCUUGAUGCUGAAACCGUGCGACUGCCCAAGCUGCCUGAGGGUGCAAGGGGUGGAUCCGGGAUUUCUCAGGGGCUCUAUGAAAUCUGUGUGUGUCCCGAUGGAAAGCUCUACUUGUCAGUGGCCGGCGUGGGCUCCACUUGCCAAGAAUACAGCCGAGUCUGCCAGUGAGGCAUCCGGAAAGGUCCACACACCCCCUUGCGCAUCUGAGUUUUGUAUUACCCCUGAAGAGCAUCACUGAAAUGAAAGCGUAUUUUUCAGCAUUUUAAAAACAAAGUACUUACAAUUUAGGAAACAAAUCUGCAUCUAUAAUUCUGGAAUACAGGGUGUAAGGGGAAGAAGAAGAGCACAAAUGACAUUUCCACUUCAGAUGAAUGACUUGAAUCAAAUUACAUGUUUUGUCAGUAACACUUGGAAAACAGCCUUACAGAGAGCAUAAAAAAAUAAAACAAAUAUGUUUCCUUGCUGAACUAUUAUUCAGUCAGAUGAUUAUGUCAUUGUUCACAUUUCUGAGAUCGUGGGUUUUUCCUCUCACUACAUGCAAACACUUACUGUAUUAGUGGGUGAAAUUAAAUUGAGGGAACUACUUGAAUUAUUUGUAAGACAAAGCAUUAUUUGGAGAAUUCAGAAAGUGCCAGCAAAUGGUCUAUGCAAUUUUGUUCUUGCAAUAACACAAGAUAGAAAAGUGCGGUAUUUGUAUAAGUUCUGUAUAAAAGAUGUUAAUUUGCUAAUCGCUUUCUAUUUUAAUUUGGCAACACAUAUGCUGAUUUGCUUCUUACUGAGAUUCAUAUAAAAAUAACUAAAGCAAAAAGCUCCAGAAGCCAUGAAGGCCUCUCUGUGUCUCAAAUCCAUUCACUAUACAACAGAGAAAUAUGUUAGUAUAUUUUAUAAUAGCAAUUGUUUGUUCUACUGCCUGUACCAUCAUAUUCAUUUAAAUCCUUUUUUAUUUUAGGACAUGCUAAUUCAACAAGGCAAUCUGUUGUGCCAGCUGGACUAGUAAAAAGGAAAAAAAAUUUGGCUUCAGAUUGUCUGACACAAGGAACUAUUUGGGCAGUGGGAAAAAGUCCUUUUAUGCUGCCCACAGAUUUCAAUUAAGAGGAGUAUUUCAUUUCCAGCUGCAUAUGUUGACUGGUAUUUCUGAUCCCGUCAGAGUGGGACUCCAUCACAAACAGAGAGAGUAAAACUAUUAUUUUUUACAUUAGGACUUUGGAUAUGAAUAAAUGCUCACCAGAGCUGACAAACCGUUUAUUGGCCUUGUAAAGAAACACAACUGCAGACCCAUUCCCCUGUACAGAACUGCACUGAACACAGUUUGCACACCUCUGGGUAGCAAGAUUUGUAUUUAGUAGUCUGUUGUUUAAACAUGGGUUUUUAAUUCCUUUGAUGCUGUUUUGUAUAUACUUCAUGAUCUUAUUAUCCAGGAAGGAGCUAUCACAUAGUGCCUUGGUGUCUAUUUACAGAAGGAUUUUAACCCAUAGUGUUAGUGAACCACGAAUAUCCACCUUUUGGAAGAAAAUUAAUCAUCCUCUUUAAAACAGAAGAAUUAGAACAAAAUAACUAAUAACUUUUUUAAAACUUUAGCUCUGGUGAGCAAAGGAAGAAAACCAACACUUGGAUGAGAUCCCCAGGUACACACAAAAGCCUGAGAAAGAGUCCCCUGUUGACAUUGUCCACUAUCACUGUGGUAAAGCCCAGGGCAGUCCCUGCCUCGAGGGCUGCCUUUGCAAUUUCUCCAAGAGUCUGAUGUACAGAACUGAAACUGCCCUUCAGUAGCAGGAUCCAGCAGCAGCAGGAGCCCUCAGCAAUUAGAGCAAACUCGAAGAGCUUCAGUAGCACAAGUAGGAAACACUUAAGGUGAGCUUAAGCAAGUGAAGCAAGGUUUCACAAGUUAUCUGGAGAGUGCUCCAAUUGCUGUUACACUGCCUAAAGGAGAAGUAGGAAGCCAUACAUCUUCCAUAUCUGGAAUUCCAUUUUCUCAGGCUUAGGCUCACUCACUCCUGUCUUCAGGAGUGAGUCCAAGGCUAUUGGGCAUAAGGAGAGAAAUGUUUAUCUCCACGUCUGUAUCUCUUGACUAUAACUGUCUCUACAUCUAAGCCCUCAGCUGAGGCACACUUUAACAGAAAUCUGUCUUCAGAAUUCCUUUAAAGUCAGUUUAGGCGGUUCCAGCUCCAUGCACAAGCUUUUACAAACCAAAAUACAAGCAGACUUAGCUUAUUCACUGGAUAGAAAGUAUGAGUACUAAAAUAAAGGUCAGCAAAUACCCUUGCAUGUGCCAGAUACCUAAAACCUGCUGCUACAAGUAAGUUAGAGAACUGCAAUGUCACCAAUCUCUUACAGGUGUAGUAUUAACAGGAAAACUGGGACUCGAGUUCUUAGGAAUUUCAGUCGCUGUUCUGAAAUCAAGGAACAUAUGCCCAUUUCCAUGGAGUAUCAAAUAAAUCAUUCACCUAAUCUAACCCCUAAAUAUUAGCCAGAUCCUGCAAAAUAGUUACGAUCUGCUUCUUUGGCUGGCAAUAGAAGUACUUCACUUUUUAAGUUAUACAUUUUUAAGCUUUUGUUUUGGAGACACAUUUUCAAAUGUGAUUUGCCAGUUAAUUCACAGCAGACGAUUGCACUGAAGCUUUCCGGGCAAGAAUAACCUGACCCCUAAAGAGCUGUGAAAAUCGGGGUGCAGUCCCCUGGCUGGUAACACUAUUAAGCAUGAUGGCACUUCAUUUAGACACUGCAGUAACUACCACCUUUCUUGUGAAGAUAAAUCUUCUGGACUUGCUUCAGUUCAGUGCCUGUGGAGAGGCACUCAGAAUCCUCCUGAGGUACUAUCCACAGGUUCCAUUCAGAAUCCUCUGAGUAGUACCAAAACCUAAAGAAGUCUUUUGUACCCUCAACACUGCCAUCACCCAAACCUCCAAUGUGAUCCUUUUCAUUGCUUAAAUUUAAUUCUUCCUUUCAUUAUGCUACAACACUGAUAUCAGAAGUAUUGUUCCAGUAUAGAAGUUGUGCACGUUUUUUAAAGCAUGACUGGUGAGAUCUUGUCACUAUUUUUUUUCUUUUAGGUAUGGUUAGUAGAGAAACAAAAUUUAUGCUAAAAUUACCAGAGUGUAAUCAGCUGAUGCUACAAUCUGAAUUACUUUUAAUCUGAAUUACUUUUAAUCUCAAGGUAGUUAAUACAUCACUAAAUUAUAAUUUCUGAUAUCUCCAUGUGGAUGUCUAUCCCUCUGUAAUACUUUAAUUAUUGUUUCUACUUGAAACAAACUUCAGUAAAUAGUUACAGAGUAACAGAAAAUUAUGGCACAGGGAACUGAGAGUAUGCAGUUCUCUAGUUUAUUUCCAAAAUUAUCAUCCAAAUGAAGAGAAAAAAAUCACUACCAGCAUAGUGAACUGAUUUGUUUGCAUAUUUACUCCCUCAAAAAGAAUUAUUUACAGCACUUCUUGCAGCUGGUUGCAGUUGUUACACAGUGGAAAAAUAGUAGAAAAACUUCACUGGUGAUUACCCAAACACAAGCCUUUUUUUUCCAUUUCACAGUCCUUUAGUAGUUGCAUUUGUCUAUCUAUAUAUAGCUUUAUGCAAAAGGAAAUUGCAAGAAUUGGAAACUGAGUUCUUGAAUAAACUUUAUACAUUUUGAA